AUGAAGCCUCGUUCCAAAUCCGAUUCCUACUCCUUUGUAGUCGAUAAAGCGAUGGAGGUCCAAGAGGCUAAAGAAGCUGUCAGGUCCGCAAAAGCUAGGUUGUUCGAAGAGGCUAUGGAGCUCAAGCGAGAGUCGGAGCGCCAGAAGGAAAUCCUAAUUCAACGGGAAAAUAUGAACUACUGGCUCCUCAAGGUCUGGACCAGAUCAUUCUCCCAACUCUCGUUAUUUAUCUUUGCCACACUCUCGAUCACUUACGCCACUUGCCUAUUUAUCUUCUCUUGCCUUCGCCGCAACGACAUCGAAUUGGAUCUCAAAGCUAUCAUGUUGGAGUUCAGAGCUAUCAAGUUUCGCCCUGUUACCAUGCCACUCCUCAAAACCACUUUGGACCAACAAGGUAGACACUUUUGCGAAGAAAUGUCUAACAUUGCACAGUGUUACGAAACUUCUGGGGAAUUAGAUAUCACAGCGGCCAUUGUCACGUUGGUUAUAGCACUUAUAUAUAUCUUGGUCUUCCUUUUGGUAGCCAACAUGCGCUUUUCUUAUGAGAUGGCUAAGUUGCAAGGCAGACUGGAUAAGCAUGAGGGCCGCUUGAACACCAAGAUUAAAUCAGAGGUCCAGGGGAAGAGUUACAUUGAGAACAACAGUCACCUUGUGCUUGGUAGUAUCGAAACAAUGCGUCUUUGA
Messenger RNA from Sclerotinia borealis F-4128, 684 nucleotides. Lineage: Eukaryota; Fungi; Ascomycota; Leotiomycetes; Helotiales; Sclerotiniaceae. The record is from the annotation of a GenBank genome assembly.